UUGAACGAGUGUGCGAAUAACUUAACCACCCACAAAUAAGUUGUAAAUCCUUUUACACACACAAUUUUCAUUACGUUCUAUCGAUUUCUGAUAUUUGUGUUUAUUUCCACUUCCUAUUUAGUUUUGUUCGAAUGCUUACUUUUGGAUAUUUGAGAGACAAUUAAAUAUUUUAUAAUGGGGAGCAGAUUGACAGAAAAAGAAAUUAUUGAUUUGAAGGACGCGUUCGCGAUUUUUGACAAGAACAAUGAUGGGUACAUCAAGAAGGCGGAGAUGAAAGACAUUCUUAUUUCACUAGGAAAAGAUGGAACGAACGAGCAAAUUGAACGAGUUAUUGCUGAAUUCGACACUGACGGUGAUGGAGUAAUAAACUUCCCCGAAUUUUUAAAUAUGAUGGCUAAAAACUUCACUGAUGGGGGUAUGGCAUCUGAAGGUCCGUUAGAACAUAUGUUUAAAAUAUUUGAUAGAGAUAAUGAUGGAUUUAUAACACGUGCAGAGAUGAAAAGAGCUCUUGACGAGAUGUCCGACGAACCAGUCCAUCAUUCUGAGAUAGACGGGAUGAUGCAAGAAGCAGACCAAGAUGGUGAUGACAAGAUUUCCUUCCAAGAAUUUGUUGACCAGAUGAAAAAGACUCACCCAAAACAAUACCAGCAGUACUCUUAACAUACUUGUGUCGUCUACUUACAUAUCACCUGUCGAUCUUGAAGGGAGUGAUUUCUGUGAAAUCGUCUGGCUAGCUGUGAUCUCUUGAUAAUACUGAUGUGUUGCAUGUAUUGAUACUUUUAGAAAUUAACAAAAAUAUGUAUACAAAUUGUUUAUAUCGUAUAACAUAUUUUCUCAAAUGAAUAAUUGAUACCCGUUGUCCUUCUUGUUUUUAACUUUGAUCAGUUAAAUACAUGUAGAGCUUUGUACGCGUUGAUCGAGACAUACAGUAUAACCUCUGCAGAGCGACCUCAUUUUGGAGGCAAAUAUUUUUGUUGUUGGCGAGAGGUGUUGCUGUUGAGAGGUAAAAUCAUUUCGUGAAGUCUUUAUUUGGUAAAUUGAAACUGUUGUAAAGACGCAGUUGGUGUACAGAGGGUCGUUCUGUGGAGGUGGCACUGUAUUUAUUAAAAUAAAUUAAUCAUCAAUUUAAAGUAAUUCAUACUAUUUUGUCUAUCUAUAAAUCGUAGAUCUAUUCCUUAAAGAUAAUGAUUUAUUUAGAUAAAAUGAAAACUAUCUAUUAUAUAUGCCUUCCGUUUAAAUGCAUUACUCUUUUUGGAUGAAAUCUUCUUUUUUUUUCUUCUUUUUGAACCGACAAUGACAAAAUAAGCUUGUUUUUGUAUACCGGUGAUAUUUAUACAGCAAUUAUGAACUGUCUUUAAGCCAUCAUGAACUGUCUUUAGAUAGCAAACAUGAACUUUCUUUCAUCAUUUUCAUCGUUAUUUUAUAUUUUAACUUAUGUACAUGACUAGUUUAUGCAGCUUUGUUCACCCACACCCUGUUUUAUUUGUAAAAUUUUGCCAGUUAUUCACAAAAUAUUUGUAAUUUUUGUAAUAUGAAAAAGAUUGAAAACGAAUAUCAUUUUUACAAGUAUUCCCGCAUUAUCUCUCCUUAAUAUGUAUAAUAGACUUGCUCUUCUUUAAUCAAUUGUGAAACUAUGUAUUGUUCAGUCUUCCAAAGAAUUAAAAUAUCUUAAAGAUAGAAUUAAGCAUUCUACACAUAUAUAUAUAGCCAGUUUCGUUGGCAGAGAAAUUUGUUUGUUUUUUGUUUGUUUGCUUAUUUGUUUUGUGGGUUUUUUUAUUGUUUUGUUGUUGGUUUUUGUGGGCGGUGGCGGGGGGUGUCACUUAUGUUAUAAAAGUGGAGUUAGUUGUUUGGUGUGCCAUAACAUACUGUUUAGCUUUGUUAAGUGUUCCACUCCACUGAGGUCUAAAAACAAUAACAUAUGAAUUUCAUACAUAUAUGAACUGGAGCACGUAAAACAAAAUUACAUUGUAUAUGCAAAAGAUAGUAAUAUAAAGAAAUAUACUAACAAUAAAGUUGAAAAUCAUGUUUAGUGCGACUAUUAGCCCGAUUCGAAUCGGGAACGUUUUUAGUCAUUCUUUACAUUUUUGAAAUAAGUAUUUCGUGGAAAUAAAGCAGGCGAAUGAUUUGAGAUUUUGCAUACAAGUUAUUAGCUCAGACCUUAUUUGGUACAUAAAUCUCUAAAAAAACAAAUUCCAUUCCCGUGAUGUCAAAACAACCUCAGUGGAAUCCCUCUAAUUAAACCUUAGAUCACAUCGAUGCAUUGGGACAUCACUUGUUUGUUUAUUUGUUGAUAAAUUGAUUGAUUGAUUGAUUGAUUGAUUGAUUGAUUGAUUGAUUGAUUGAUUUCGCGCCACACCAAAUAUCAAAAAUGCACUUGUCCAUUUUUCAAUCUGGACAAAACCAUUCAUGAUUUUGGGGGACAUUUUCAAAAAUAAACUGAUAAGGGAACAAUGUCGACCAUUAUAUGAUCAUGGUCUGCACUUGUCAAAUUGGUAGUAUCUGUUUCUGCAAGCAGACUAAAGGUUA
Molecule: messenger RNA, 2526 nt
Organism: Ruditapes philippinarum (Manila clam)
Lineage: Eukaryota; Metazoa; Mollusca; Bivalvia; Venerida; Veneridae
Product: calmodulin-like
Exons: 7
Coding region: 175-660 (161 amino acids)
Molecular function (GO): calcium ion binding; enzyme regulator activity
Source: RefSeq, a predicted model, not a curated record